Molecule: messenger RNA, 1446 nt
Organism: Echinostoma caproni
Lineage: Eukaryota; Metazoa; Platyhelminthes; Trematoda; Plagiorchiida; Echinostomatidae
Source: the annotation of a GenBank genome assembly
AUGUUUUUGACUCCCAGUUUGCUCAACCUGACUGUGUUUACUUCCAACGGAACCAAUCUUCCUCUGGGGAAAAAUGUUUCGUAUGCAUAUCUCUACAAAGCCCUAAAGGACUAUUUUCUACAGUGGUAUUUACCUCUGGUAAUCACUUUGGGAUUUUUUGGUUCUGUAUUCUGUAUGGUGUUCCUCACUCGAUCACAAAUGUUCCCGAAAAAUAUGCGCAUCUGGUUGAUCAGUAUAUGUAUCGGAGACUUCCUUAUUCUCGCCAUGGAAGGAAUAUGGAUGCUGUUGAAAGUGUGGUACAGCUUUGACAUUCGAGAUGUGAACGACACGUUGUGUAUUUUACAUACAGCUUUCUCCAAUUACCUGUUCUACUGGUCCGCUUAUGUUCAAUGUUUUGUCAGUAUGCAAAGAUGUUAUCUGGUCUUGAAACCCCUACACGUGAACGCACAGUUUCUGUCGGCCCGGAAUCUUUUGAUAUGUUUGUUCCUGACAAGUGUACUGCUCAUUGUUCCAAUACUGCCGUAUGCAAUCUAUUGGCGUGUGAUCGAUGGCGACUGUGAUCCGGUGAAUGAUGACAUAUUUCGUCUGACGACAGUAUGUGACUUGGUGUUUUGGGGUCUGAUACCGGUGGUUCUUAUGGCCACAUCCACCGUGAUCAUAUGGCGUAAUUUGCUUCAGAGACGUCAGAUGUUCGAUUCGCUGGGGAAUUUCAAACCGGGCGCCCGAAUUAAUGGAUUGGAUCUAACCGGCACGAACAAUGGCGGAUUGCCUAAAAAAGUUUCACGUCCCAAACGACAUUCGGUUGCUGUAUGUCGAAUGCAAAUUCAUGAUGAUGUCAAGAAUCGAUCGAAAUCGGUAGCAAAAAUUCUUGUCAGUACACCCAACACCAGUCCAUCAAGACGUGUUUCACAGUUUGCUUUACCCUCCAUGAAAAUUGCCUGUGGACAAGGAAAUUCAAAACGUCGUGGCACAGAUGGAAAUAAUCACGUGACCCUGCUUCUGAUCUGCAUGAAUUUUGUGUACAUGACCAGUGUAUAUCCGCUCAUUAUUUACUUCAUCUGUUUGAAUUUUAUCUUUCAUAGUUUAGACAAAGAUAUUCAUCGAUUCAUUUACUAUUUAUUUAGAAGCUUUUGUUUCCUCAACGCCUGCAGCAACUGGAUUUUCUAUUGUGUUGCCGGUGGAACAUUUCGUCGAAGAAUCAAACAUCUGUUCCGACUGAUCUGUUGUCGUCCCUGUAUUCGUGGAAGACGUUUACGCGGGACCGUGGAUCCGUUACCCACCGCAAUGGCUGCAUCCUCACAGUGGUCCAGCAAUAUGAAACGGUACAGCUGUACAGUGUAUGAAAAAAUGAGUUUGCCCACAACCCAGUCCAAUGUGACACGUUCCAGUUCGACCGGGAUUCAGUGGCAACUGAUCCGAGCAGAUGUUGAGCAGGCCCAAACGUGA